Molecule: messenger RNA, 1535 nt
Organism: Caenorhabditis elegans
Lineage: Eukaryota; Metazoa; Nematoda; Chromadorea; Rhabditida; Rhabditidae
Gene: elli-1
Product: Enlarged germline granules protein 1
Exons: 6
Coding region: 16-849 (277 amino acids)
Cellular component (GO): cytoplasm
Source: RefSeq, marked reviewed
UUUCAGGUAACUAUAAUGUCAAAUGGUAAACGUGGCCGCAAGGCUAAGCCAACUAAUAAAGAAAAGGAUAUGAUAUUUACUCCUGGAUGUGUGGAUUGUCACAUGAAUCAUCUCCCAUUCCAAUGCCCUCGUCCAGUGAUGACAAAGAAACUGCCAGAGUGGGAGAAAAAAUCGAUUGGAAUGGGAAAAUUAAAGAACCCACUGGAUAGCAAAGUAAAAAUGUACUCGGAGCCUGCUCGACAGACGACGUGGAAGGAGAAACUCAGUCAACUCAAUCAUGAGAACAUGAGCUAUAAUGCUCACAAUAAGAGAAGUAGUCGCCAGCGAGGAAAUAGUUAUCGGUUGCCUCAGCAAAACAUUCCUCCACCAUCGCAUCAUCAAUCGUCUCAAGUCAUGCGAGGAUUUCAAAACGCACCGUUCCAAAUGCAACCGCAUUACAACAAUGAAAGGAAGCCUCAAAGUCGUAGGAAUGACACUAUGCGAGCAUCUAAAUCAGCGUAUGCUGCCGCCACUGCUCCCGUAAAGAAGCACGUGAGACCGGCAAAUGAACAGCACAUGAGGAAGCUGAACGACUUGCUCCGUCCAUUCUCCUACGGUUCAGAUGAUCUCUAUGAGGAAACACAGCCGUUUGUGAAAGAAACUUCACUUGCAAACGUGGAUAUUCAGAUCUGCCAAACCAGGCCAAAAGUGCCGCCCGGUAAGAUGUGGAUAUUCGAAAGUCGAACGAUUUACGACGAGAAUGGAAAUUGUGUGAGCGCAAGAGAAGGAGCAAUGGAAGUGUCAUUGGCUUCAAGAAUGCAUAACGAACCUAUCGUCAUCGUGAGCAUGAAUGAUAGCAUGUGCUUCUAAACUUCUGCUAGAAGCAAAUCAUCAUCUCAUCAUGAUUCUCGUCGAUUAUACAUUAAUUUGGUUUCUGUUUUGGUGAUUUUCGGUUAAAAUUGCUCUUUUCAUAACUUCCACCACACCAACCAAUUUGAUGAGUAACGAUGGUGAUCCUCUAGAUGAGAUGAAAUAUAUAUAUAUAUAUGUAUAUCCCCGAAUAGAUCGUAUGUUCUCCGCUUUUCAAAGCAUGCUUAGAUUUUAUAUGUGUCCCGUACAAGUCUGUUUAUUUCUCUUUGUUUGCAAGAAGUUUUUGAAUGGAACUAGAGUACCCCCAGACUGUAGCGAGAAACUGAUUUUAUAAUUUGGACAGUCUGUGGUGCUUUAAUUUUAUGUUCAAGAAUUGUUUGCAGAUAAAUCUCUUUAUCUCGAAAGUCAUGAUUUCUCGCUUUUCUGUUUGAUUAGGGAUUUCCAACUACAUUUCUUAUUCUGUUGGAAAUGUAGCUCUUCAGUGAUUUUCGUUAACGUUCUUUAUUCUCGCCUAUCUUCUCAUCUCUUUUUAUUCUCGUCGAUUAUACUGUUCUGACUUUCCUAUAUCAGCAUCCAUAAUCAUAAUAACUGCCCUGCUGUUAUUGUUACUUGCCCAUAUCUAAUGUCAACCUCACUGUCUCUGAAAUCUGUUUCAAAAUUAAUUCAGAAAUAAACGUCUGCAUGGA